GAAACAAAAGAGAAAAAGAAUCCAUCCAAACGACACCAAGAACAGUAAAGAUUAAUUGUGAUAUUGAAGAAACGACGCGUGCUUUUCCAUCUCCACCAUAAUAUAUUUUUCUCCUUUUUUCCUUUUCCAUUUCCUCUCCCCCCACUCUUCCGCUUUUAUUUGCCUUCUCCUUUCUCCCGCACAUGCAUUCUUCCUUCCUCUCUCUUUCUCUCUCCCUAAAAUCACCUCCCACUCACCUUUCUCUCUCCUCUUCAUCAUACCUCACAAACGGUUGUUCAGUUGUCGUCGUUUUGUUUGAUCGUCAUCUUUUUUCUCUGUCUUCCCUCAAUUUCUAGAUUGGAUCAUCAGAAAAGAGAAAAAACACUGAAAUAAGCGUCAGAAAAAGGUUUUGGUUAUCCGCAGCAAUAUCCUUGAAUUCCUACUGGUUGAUCGAAAGGAGGAGAGAGAGAAAAGCUCGAAAAUAAUAACAAUAAUGGAAUCAUCACCUUCAGUAGUAGCGAAUCCAGUCUCGAGCAGCUCAAACAGAGCAAGGGAAUCAAGGCGUCGGAAAAAGAAGAUGAAAAUCUCUCAACAACAACAAUCAUCGCAAUCUCUCUCUUCCGUAAACCCUAACAAUGGCGACGGCAUUCAAACUUUUUCUUGGAAAUCCGAAAAAACUCAACAAAUCUACUCUACAAAGCUCCUUCAAGCUCUCCGCCAAGUCCGUAUUUCUCCUUCCACGUCAUCGUCACCGUCAGCGGCGACACCUCGGCCAAGUCGGAUAGUGAGAGAAGCCGCGGACAAAGCAUUAGCGGUGGCGGCGCGUGGGAGGACACGCUGGAGCCGAGCUAUCUUAAUGAGCCGUUUCCGGAUCAGCUUCCUUAACAAGAAGCUUCACAAACGCCAACGUGUGACGGCUACCGGAGUUAACAGGUCACCACCGCAAAGGAAGCCGAAGCUAGAGAUAUUAAAGCUUAAAGGGAAAGGUAAUAGUUUACCGGCUGUCCAAAGGAAGGUGAAGACUCUUGGACGGUUAGUUCCCGGUUGCCGGAAAGAGCCGCUUCCGGUGAUUCUUGAAGAAGCGACGGAUUAUAUUCCGGCGCUUGAGAUGCAAAUUCGUGCCAUGAGAGAGCUUCUCUCUCGUCUUAGUACCGGUGACAGAGAUGGUGAAGGGUCUAGUUCCGGGCCCACGGCGCCGGAAAACGGUUCCAUUUAGUUUGUUACUGUUAUUGUUAUCAUCAUUAUUGUUAUUAUGAUGUAAAAAAAUCUUUCAUUUUUAUAGAAUAGUGAUGUUUUAAAUUUGUCUUUCACAAAAAAAACAAAAAAAAACAAAAAAAUGGUUUCGUCCUCCAUGUGAAAAUGGAAAUUUUACAGGUAGUCCUGUUUGUUUUGUUUA
Spinacia oleracea (spinach) is the source of this 1375-nucleotide messenger RNA. Its product is annotated as transcription factor bHLH147. Gene Ontology annotation, biological process: regulation of DNA-templated transcription. NCBI's taxonomy places the organism in Eukaryota, Viridiplantae, Streptophyta, Magnoliopsida, Caryophyllales, Amaranthaceae. Gene Ontology annotation, molecular function: protein dimerization activity. The coding region runs from base 473 to 1195 and encodes 240 amino acids. The transcript is spliced from 2 exons. The record is from RefSeq and is a predicted model, not a curated record.